This is a messenger RNA of Cucumis melo (muskmelon), 1460 nucleotides long. Its product is annotated as transcription factor bHLH52. NCBI's taxonomy places the organism in Eukaryota, Viridiplantae, Streptophyta, Magnoliopsida, Cucurbitales, Cucurbitaceae. The record is from RefSeq and is a predicted model, not a curated record. Bases 350 to 1279 code for a protein of 309 amino acids. Gene Ontology annotation, molecular function: DNA-binding transcription factor activity; protein dimerization activity. Gene Ontology annotation, biological process: regulation of DNA-templated transcription. The transcript has a single exon.
UAAUCACACACACAUAUAUUUUCUCCAUUGCCACCAAAAAGUAACUGUUUUUGUUGGUCAUGAAAAUAAAAACCCUAAUCCUACAAUUAACUAACAAAACACAAAAAGAAUUGAAGAGAGAGAAAUUAGAGAGAGAAUCGUGGGUUAAGAAGUUGGGGGGUUUCACGGAGAUUAAUUAGCCUACUAAUUCCUCUUCUCUCCAUAACUGAUUCCUCAUUAAUCUCUCUCUCUCUCUCUCUUAUAAUCUCAAAACACUCUCUCUCUCUCACUCACUCUCCAACUCUCCAAAACUCUUCAACUUCAUUCUUCACAUUCUCUCUGUUUCUUCUUCUCCUUUUCUUCCUCUCCAAUGGCUGCUCUCACCUUCCACUCCAAUUUCUACUCUCCUGACCCUUCUUCAUAUUUCCACUAUUUCUCCCCUGAAUUCUCCCCUGAUCUUUCUUACGUCCCUCCCCCUCACCUCCUCAGCGACCCCGCUGCCUUCCCUUACGUCGACGAUUCUGUUUUUUACCCCGCCGCAGAUACUCUGUUUUCCGACGAUGCUUUUCCUUUUCUCUUUUCCGAUGCCUAUCCCUAUUUCUCUGCUCCCUCCGUCGAUGAGUUCCUUCCCGUCUCCUCCCAAUUCUUCCCUUUUGAUGAAUUUGAAUUUCAUUGCCCCAAACGUCAGAGGGCUGUGUUCGAACAGAGUUUUUGUUGUGGCGAAGGUGUUGGUGACGGUAAUGUAGGUGGUGGAGGAGAAGGAGCAGGAGCAGGAGCAGGGUUCUUUCCUCCUCCGUUGGCGGAGUUUUUUUCGGGUCCUUGGGAUUCUAGAAUGGACAAUGCUGAAAUGACGAAUGAUUGUUUGAAGAGUCAACCGUCGCCGGCGCCGCCGGCGCCGUCGAGUAAUAACUUAUCAGCGCAGACGAUUGCGGCCCGGGAACGGCGGAGGAAGAUUACGGUGAAGACGCAGGAGCUCGGAGAGCUGGUUCCGGGUGGAAGCAAGAUGAAUACUGCUGAAAUGCUGAAUUCUGCUUUCAAGUAUGUGAAAUUCUUGCAAGCACAAGUUGCUAUUUUGCAACUCAAGCAAGAAACAGAGCAAGAGCAGGAGCAAGAACAAGAAGGACAAGAAACAGAGAACCUUAAGAUUCUUGAAUCCACUUUGAUUCAAGAGAAGUUAUACUUAGAAGAAAAAUGUUUGGUUCCAAAAGGGUUCAUCCAAAAUCUUGCAGAUUUCCCUGAGAUUCAAUCCCAUCCGUCCAUUUUCAAUUCCAUUAAUAAGAUCCUUCACAACAACAGCUAGCAAAAAACCCAAAAAGUUUAACGUUGAACAGAUGUAGAAGCAGAGUAGCUUGUUCAUCAUUUUGUUUUGCUAGUUGUUGUUGUAGCUAAUCUAAGUUUUAAGACUUUUUGUUUUCAAUUUUUAACCAUUUAGUUUAGAGUUUUAGAGUUUAGUUUCAAUCAGAUGCUAACCUCAUGUUUAU